AUGGCACGAAUGAACUACUUAGGCGUGUCAAAUCGCAAAUUCAUGCCUCCGGUGCUUUCCACUAAGUCACUAUUUGGCUGGUUGGGUACUGUCUGGCGUAUAACGGAAGCCGACAUUUUAGAAUACGCUGGACUUGAUGCUUUUGUGUUUCUUGGGUUCUUCAAGAUGAGCAUAAAACUACUGUCUGUGUGCUGGCUUUUUUCGGUUCUUAUUAUCUCACCAAUUCGCUACUACUUCACUGGAGACUACGAUCAAGGUGACGGUGACGAUAGUUCGGACCCAAAGGAUCCCUCCGACGCAACAGACUAUCACACAUAUUUGUGGCUCUACGUCAUUUUUACCUAUAUCUUUACUUUCAUCACAGAGUAUUUCCUCAUGCAGCAGACGCGCAAAGUUAUUCAGUAUCGGCAAAAUAUUCUUGGUAACCAAAAUUCUAUUACGGAUAGGACCAUCCGACUGAGUGGAAUUCCCCCCGAACUUCGAAAUGAGCGCGCGCUACGGGAAAGCAUUGAGUCCUUGGGCAUUGGUAAAGUUGCCAAGAUAGUCAUCUGCAGGGAAUGGAAGAAGCUGGAUUUGCUGUUCAAACAGAGGAAUCGCAUCAUUCGUAAAUUGGAGAUCUAUUGGGCAAGGUACAUCGGCACUACAAAAAACCCGACUUUUAACAUUCGGCCGUUUGUUGAAAGCUCAUAUCCGUUAACACCUGAAUACCCGAGAUACAGGGAUGAAGAAGAAGGCUCGGAUAGCACGCAUGCCGGUACAGCAUCCGAUGCAGAUACAUCAGAUUACGAGUAUGGCUCCAAUUCUGUUGUCGAGUACCAAGGUUCCCCAACCGACAUCAAUCCUUUCGGAACGACUUUUGGGUCUGCAGUGUAUAAGAAGAGACCUCAAAUAAAGCUGGGCUUUUUGGGAAUUUGGGGUAAAUCGGUGGAUGCGAUCGAUUACUAUACGCAGCAAUUGAACGUGAUUGAUGAAGAGAUUAUUGUGGCUCGUCAGAGACAUUAUCCUGCUACUCCUACAGCAUUCAUUACGAUGGAUUCGGUUGCAACGGCACAGAUGGUGGCACAGGCAGUUUUAGAUCCUCGAGUCAGUUUCUUAAUCACCCGCACGGCUCCUGCUCCCAAAGAUAUCAUUUGGGAGAACGUGACUCUGCCACGUAAAGACAGAGUCCUGAAAAUCUACUACAUCACCAUAUUGACUGGAAUCCUGGGAGUUGCCUUUAUUUUCCCUGUCGGUUAUCUGGCUACUUUGCUCAAUUUGAAGACCAUCAGUAAGUUUUGGCCAGAUUUAGGAGAGCUUCUUGAAAAACACGAAUGGGCACAGAAGUUUGUUACUGAACUACUUCCUGUGUAUCUGUUCACCUUGUUAAAUUUUGUGAUCCCAUACCUAUACGUUUGGCUGUCGUCCAGACAGGGAUUCGUCUCCCACGGAGAGGAGGAGUUGUCGGUGGUGUCCAAGAACUUUUUCUAUGUGUUUGUCAACUUGUUCCUGGUUUUCACAAUGGCCGGUACCGCUUCGAAUUACUGGGGUUAUUUGAGCGAUUCCAAGAAACUCGCUCUGCAGUUAGCGACCUCCUUGAGAGGAUUGUCGUCUUUUUAUGUCGAUACCAUUUUGCUUCAAGGAUUGGCUCUUAUGCCUUUUAAAUUGCUGAUUACAGGCCAUGUGUUGCGUUUCAUGUUUAUUCGGGCGAACUGCAAGACACCGAGGGAUUUCAAAGAACUUUACAGGCCGCCUGUAUUCAAUUUCGGUUUGCAUCUGCCGCAUCCCAUUCUCAUCUUGAUUAUCACGUUGCUCUAUAGCGUGAUGUCUACCAAAAUUUUGUCAUCGGGGCUUGCAUACUUCAUCAUUGGUUAUUUCGUGUACAAGUACCUGCUUAUCUACGCAUGCAUCCAUCCGCAGCACUCGACAGGUCAAGUGAUGCCAAUUAUUUUCCGUCGCAUUGUUUUAGGGCUGCUUCUCUUCCAAUUGACAGUGGCAGGCUCUUUGGCCCUGAACAAUGCUUAUCUUUUGGCAAUGUUCCUCAUCCCCUUACCCUUCCUGACGAUAUUUUACUUGUGGAAUUUCGAACGCAACUAUCUGCCGCUGAGCUUUUUCAUUGCCCUGCGUGCUAUCAACAAGGAUACGCAGGUCGAUACAGAUCCGCAAAGCUCGGCGGGCUUGCGAGUGACUCACGCUUUGACAAACGGAGUGAGUUUCUCGUCCUUGAGAUCUAGCACCAUCGACGAGCGCAGAGAGUAUAAUCAGACUUAUGAGUAUCCGUACCUGGUGCAAAGUUUAGAUGGCCCAUGGCUGGCAGUCGAUGCCGAGCAGGUUGUGAUGGCUACUAAGGACGGCACAGUGCGGAAACGGUUCACCUUCGAAGAGUUUUAG
Molecule: messenger RNA, 2367 nt
Organism: Ogataea parapolymorpha DL-1
Lineage: Eukaryota; Fungi; Ascomycota; Pichiomycetes; Pichiales; Pichiaceae
Exons: 1
Coding region: 1-2367 (788 amino acids)
Cellular component (GO): plasma membrane
Molecular function (GO): calcium-activated cation channel activity
Source: RefSeq, a predicted model, not a curated record